AUGUGGCUCAUCGACACGCAGACACUAGAGCUAAAGGAGUUUCACGCAGGUCACAUACCCCAAUAUGCCAUCCUAUCUCAUCGAUGGGGUGAUAGCGAAGUUUCUCACCAGCAAUACCAAAACAGACAAUUUGAUCCAAAUGGAGACGGGUACCAAAAGAUCAAAGGCUUCUGUUAUCAAGUCGCCAGCUCCACAGACCCAUUAGUCCACUAUGCCUGGGUUGACACGUGCUGUAUAGAUAAUAAGAGCAGUGCCGAGCUCUCCGAGUCCAUCAACUCAAUGUUCAAGUGGUAUGGCGAUGCUAUUGUAUGCUAUGUCUACCUUUCCGACGUGGACUACCAAGCCCCUGAUCGGGAGUCCCAAUUUCAGCAAAGCCUAUGGUUUACUCGAGGGUGGACGCUGCAAGAAUUUCUAGCCGCGCGUGAGCUUUUAUUCUUCUCGAAAACAUGGGAUAUGCUAGGAACAAGGUCCGAGUUCGUAGAUAUAUUAUCAUCCAUUACCAAGAUACCACCAGACUAUAUUCUCCGUCGCCGCCCCUUAAGCGACGCUAGCAUCGCGCAGAGAAUGUCUUGGGCUUCCCAUCGAUUAACGACCCGAGAAGAAGAUAUAGCAUACAGUCUAUUGGGUAUCUUUAAUGUCAACAUGCCAUUAAUUUACGGCGAAGGUCGAAAAGCAUUCCUACGACUCCAAGAAGAAAUUAUAAAAAGAUCUAACGAUGACUCAAUCCUUGCCUGGGGAUAUAAUCACCGGGAUGACGAUACACCCGACAGAACAGGUGCUCUAGCCAAAAGCCCCUAUUAUUUUGCCGGUUGUCAUAACAUCAUUCGAUGCGAAGAUUGGGAGGGGAGGUCCAAGCCCCGUCCUUGGGAGAUGACCAGUCGCGGCCUACAUACCCACGCUAUUGUGAUCUCGUCAUUUGAUACGAAGAUCUCGAGGUGA
Molecule: messenger RNA, 939 nt
Organism: Annulohypoxylon maeteangense
Lineage: Eukaryota; Fungi; Ascomycota; Sordariomycetes; Xylariales; Hypoxylaceae
Product: heterokaryon incompatibility protein-domain-containing protein
Exons: 2
Coding region: 1-939 (312 amino acids)
Source: RefSeq, a predicted model, not a curated record